UUUCUUAUCUUAAUUAUAGUGCAUCGAUAGUGUAUUUAAGUUAUAUUAAGUAGUGGUUAGAUUCGUUAGUGUUUCAUGUAAAUAUUGUGUGUGUUAGCAUUACAGUGUCGCUUAAACAGAGUGAUAAUCUGUAUGCUAAGCUAACUGUUAGCUAGCUAGCCUCAUUUGUUUACAUGUGUAGAUUCAUCUUUCAUUCGGAAACACCUCCAUCUUUCUGUCGUUUUAACACGUUUUUCUGUUACUUAAGUGGUUGAAGACCAAUGCUGAGUCACAUGUAUGAUGGGAAACUAUUAACACAUAUAAGUAAAGUAUUUUAAAAUGACAGCAGUUAAAUAGUUUUAGGGAUGGGGCUCUUUGGUCCUGCGGAGCUGGUCUCAGGUCUGUGUCGUACAGACGAGCAGAACCCCUUCCCCGUGUUUCAGGAUGGAAACAUCAGCCCCUGCUUCAACCAACUGGUCCUGGGAGCGCUGCCUCAUGCAGGGAUGGCCAUUUUCAGCGCCUGCUACCUCAGCAUGCAGAGACACGCCCCCCCUCAGACGCCGGCUCCCUGCAGCUGGACCCUCCGGUGUUUCUCUGCUCUUCUGGUGGCGCUGCUCUUCUCUUCAGAUCUGCUCCUGGUGGUCCUCCUGCAGCGGGACCUCCUCCUCCUGGACCUCCUCUCUGACGGCUGCUCCAUCCUGGCCUGGCUGGUCCACUUCAGUGCCCUGAUGGUGCUCCAGAGGACCUCUUUCAGGAGAACCAGAGGACCUCCACUUCUGCUCCUGCUGGUCCUUCUCUCCAUCCCAAACCUGGUCGUCACCUUGAUCAAUUCCUGCGACAAUCGGGAGUACUUAAACCUCUCGGAGCCUCUUGUAUUUGCACGUUUUGUUCUCGUUUCCACCCGGACGCUGCCUCUUCUGGUUUAUCUUUUAGCGUUUGCUUUCCCCUGCAUCAGUGAGGCUGGAUACUCUUUGAAUAUCAACGCUGACGAUGGAUCCCCUCUCAUCACGGAGGAUAACGAGCAGGAUACGGGUGACAUGGUGGCGGAGGAUGGGAGCGGCUGUGUUUCCUGGCUCUUCUUCCUCUGGUUGAACCCUCUUCUCAGACGGGGGGAACGAGGGGAUCUGUGCAGACCAGCAGAUGUUUAUCACCUCCCCAGGAAGCUUCGGACGUCUGUGGUUUGUCGAAACUUCCACCAGUGCUGGGAGUCCUGCAGACGCGGAGCAGAGGUCGGUGACGGAGAGGAGCAGUGGCCCCCGCCGCUCAGCAGGAACCUGCUCAACGGCACCUGGAGCUCAAACUACCAGGAGGAACCCUUGGAGCUGCAGGGAGACGUCCGCCUGCUGAAGGUUCUUCACAAAGCCUUCGGGCUGCGAUACUACCUGCUGGGCGUCCUGAAGGUCGUGGUCAACAUGCUCAGUUUCUCCGGCCCGCUGCUGCUCAGCAGCCUCGUGAACUUCAUGGAGGACGAGGAGGCUCCCAUCAGUUUGGGAGUCUGGUGCUCUGUGGGACUCUUCAUCACCACGCUCCUCACCUCCUUCCUCGGAAACAUCUUCGUCUUCGAGGUGUCUAAGGUGUCUCUUUCGGCCCGCGCUGCUCUCAUGUCGGCGGUUUACGGUAAAUCUCUGCGGAUCAGAGGCAGCAGUUUGGCCGGAGCCACGCUGGGGGAAGUGGUGAAUCUGAUGAGCACCGACACCGGACGAGUGGUCAACUUCUUCAACAGUUUCCACGAGUUGUGGAGCCUCCCUUUCAGGCUGAUCAUCACCUUGUACCUGCUGUACCUCCAGGUGGGGGUGUCGUUCCUCGGGGGGCUCAGCGUGGCUCUGAUGCUCGUGCCUUUCAACAAGUUCCUCGCCUCAAGACUCCUCAGAAACAACCAACACAUGCUCCGACACAAGGACACACGCGUGAAGUUAAUGACGGAGGUCCUCUUCGGCAUUCGGGUCAUCAAGUUCUACAACUGGGAGCCUCAUUUCACGCAGAAGAUCAACGCCUGCCGUAAAGAGGAGCUGUCCCACCUGAAGGCUCUGAAGUACCUGGACGCCAUGUGUGUUUACACCUGGGCGGCUCUACCUGUGGUCAUCUCCAUCCUCACCUUCCUCACCUACACCCUGCUGGGGCACCAGCUCACUGCCGCCAAGGUGUUCACCACGCUGGCUCUGGUGGGGAUGUUGAUCAUUCCCCUCAACUCGUUCCCCUGGGUGCUGAACAGCAUCCUGGAGGCCAAGGUGUCUCUGGAGAGGAUCCAGCGCUUCUUCAAACUGACCAACCAGGACCUGCAGGCGUACUACGCUCUGGUGUCUCCUGAAGACGGUCAGACGUCCGUCCUGAUGAGCCAGGGGACUUUUUCCUGGCAGGACCCCGACGGUCCGGACCAGAACGAAGACAGAGGAACUGAUCCUGGAGAGUCCAAAGGAAGUCUGCGGCUGCACAGCCUCUCUCUGCACAUCACCAAGGGCUCCCUGGUGGUUGUGGUGGGGAAGGUCGGCUGUGGGAAGAGCUCCUUACUGGCUGCUCUGACUGGAGAACUGAACAG
Messenger RNA from Gymnodraco acuticeps, 2515 nucleotides. It is a transcript of the gene abcc10, whose product is annotated as ATP-binding cassette, sub-family C (CFTR/MRP), member 10. Gene Ontology annotation, molecular function: ATP hydrolysis activity; ATP binding; ABC-type transporter activity. Lineage: Eukaryota; Metazoa; Chordata; Actinopteri; Perciformes; Bathydraconidae. Gene Ontology annotation, biological process: transmembrane transport. Gene Ontology annotation, cellular component: membrane. The record is from RefSeq and is a predicted model, not a curated record.